Messenger RNA from Manihot esculenta (cassava), 1654 nucleotides. RefSeq names its product acid phosphatase 1. The record is from RefSeq and is a predicted model, not a curated record. The transcript is spliced from 3 exons. NCBI's taxonomy places the organism in Eukaryota, Viridiplantae, Streptophyta, Magnoliopsida, Malpighiales, Euphorbiaceae. The coding region runs from base 849 to 1628 and encodes 259 amino acids. Gene Ontology annotation, molecular function: acid phosphatase activity.
UUUUGUUAAACAUAUCCUAAAAAAAUUUCAAGAUUUUUUUGCUAAAUCAAUUGUUAAGAUAUAUGAUAAACCAUAUUAUAAAAUAAAGAAAAUAAAACAUUUUGAUGUAGUUUAAUUAUGUGAGUGUGUUGGGUGCAGUUAAUGGUGAGAGAAUCUCACGUCGCUUAAAGAUAAACUAAUAAUUUUUUUAAAAAUUUAAAAGUUUAAUAGUAAUUCUCUUUUUUAAUAUAUGAAAUAUUAAAAUUGUAAAAGUGAAACUAAAAUUGUUUUACUGUUUCUUUGUCCGACAGAGGGGAGUGUAAUUAGAGCUUGAAAACUCAUCCAAAUUAGAGAUAAUUUUAUUAAUUAUAUUAUUUAAAAUAUUUUUAAAUUUAUGACAAAAAAAAAAUCAAACUGUAAGCCAUUUGAUGUAUAGAGCAAUAACCGAGGGAAAAAAGCUCGUUACUUUAAACAAUUUUUAUAAUAAAAGUAAUCAUAAAUUCAUAAUUAUAAAACAAAAGGUGAGAAUGAAAAUUCUAUUUUUUUUUUAUAUUGCUUCAAGAAGCGGAGAAAAAUAAUCUCAACUAAAUUAUCCCUAUCAGUACUAAACAAUUUAAAAAAUUUCUCAUCAUAGCGUGCGUUUUGGUUAAUACAAAGUCAAUUUGUCAGGAUCCAUGAUUGUAAUUAAUCAAAGCUACAACUCAUGGUGCUUCUAAAAUUCCACAAAAAAAAGACGAGCCAAGUGGAUUGAAGAACUCUGCUGCUGAUCAUCCAUUUCACAAAUUAUAUAUGCACCACUCAAUUUUUCCUCCCUAAUUUCUGCCAAUUUCAACUUCCAUAUUUUUGCGUAGGAUCAACAAGGGAAUAUUAUGUUCAAGGCAAUGGCGCAGUGCUUAAAGGAGCUAAUAUUUCUUUUCUUCUUAGCAAUCUUCUCCAAGGCAGCCGAGGGCCUGAAGCCCUACUCCAGGGCCACCGUUGCACCAGAUGCAGUUAAUAAUAAUUAUUGUCUCAGCUGGAGGUUGGCAGCAGAGGCCAACAAUUUGCGAGGGUGGCGGACCGUUCCUGCUCAAUGCAUGCAUUAUAUUGAAGCUUACAUGAUGGGUGGUCAAUAUGAACGGGACCUUGACUUCAUUACAGAGCAGAUUUUGAGCUAUGUGAGUGAGGUUGUUCUCUCUGGCGAUGGCAUGGAUGCAUGGAUUCUUGAUGUUGAUGACACUUGCAUCUCCAAUAUCUUUUAUUACAAGAAAAAGAGAUAUGGGUGUGAGCCAUACGAUCCGGCUGGUUUCAAGGCAUGGGCAUUGAAGGGACGGUGUCCAGCUAUUCCUGCUGUUCUUGGAUUGUUCCAGGUCCUAAUUGAGAGUGGUUUUAAGGUAUUCUUGGUCACUGGCAGAGACCAAGAAACUCUUGCCCAAUCCACUAUCAGUAAUUUGCAUAACCAAGGAUUCAUUGGCUAUGACCGACUCAUUUUGAGAACGGCGUCGUACGAAGGGCAAAGUGCAGUUGCAUACAAGUCGGAUAUUAGAAAGCAACUAGUGGGAGAAGGGUACAGGAUAUGGGGGAACGUGGGCGAUCAGUGGAGCGAUCUAGAAGGAGAAUUUUCUGGCAACAGAACCUUUAAGCUUCCCAACCCCAUGUACUUUGUGCCGUGAUGAAUUAAUCAGUGGAUUUAAUGUCA